AUGGGUACUCCGCAAACUCCUACCUUGAGAUCUGCGAGGCAGAAGUGGCUCACAUUUUUUAAUAACUUAAUAACGGUUACUUAUUUAUGCAAGAUAACGCUUCUAUAUACCGGGUAUAUACAGUUCAGGCUUGGUUUGCCCUUUACGGCAUUACACAGAUUACAAAUUGGCCGGCCUACUUCCCUGAUCUCAACCUAAUUAAGCAUAUCUGGUGGCACCUGAAGACGAGGACUUAUGAGAUGUUCCCAGAGGUUGCGGUGGAUAAGUCAGAGACAGAACACGCAAGGCAGAGGCUAGAGUCUUGUAUUCAGGCGGCGUGGGACACAUUGGAUAAGGGGUUGUUUAAUAAUCUAUAUGCGAGUAUGCCGGCGAGGAUGAAGGCUUAUAUCGCGGCUGGUGGCUGGCAUAAAAAUAUUAAGAUAAUUCAAUAG
Molecule: messenger RNA, 431 nt
Organism: Hyaloscypha bicolor E
Lineage: Eukaryota; Fungi; Ascomycota; Leotiomycetes; Helotiales; Hyaloscyphaceae
Exons: 1
Coding region: 87-431 (114 amino acids)
Molecular function (GO): nucleic acid binding
Source: RefSeq, a predicted model, not a curated record